This is a messenger RNA of Ficedula albicollis (Collared flycatcher), 757 nucleotides long. Its product is annotated as nidogen-2-like. The transcript is spliced from 6 exons. The coding region runs from base 1 to 549 and encodes 182 amino acids. The record is from RefSeq and is a predicted model, not a curated record. Lineage: Eukaryota; Metazoa; Chordata; Aves; Passeriformes; Muscicapidae.
AUGGACAAUGGAUCUCCUGGGGUCAUCCCUCGCUGCGGUCAGCGCCGCUCGGGGUGGAGCGGCAGGAAAGGCCUGUGCGGGGUUUUGCGGAGGUGUUUGUCUCGGCGUUGCCCAGCGUUCGGGGAGCAAAGGCGAAAACGCCUCAACCUUUACUGGACGGACUGGAAUCGUGAAGCUCCCAAAAUCGAAACUUCCACUGUCAACGGAGACAACAGGAGGGUUCUGGUGCACACAGACAUUGGUUUGCCCAAUGGCCUGACUUUUGACCCCUUCUCCAAGCUGCUGUGCUGGGCAGAUGCAGGCACCAAGCACCUGGAGUGCACAUUCCCGGACGGCAGCGGCCGGCGCGUCAUCCAGAGCAACCUCAACUACCCCUUCAGCAUCGUCAGCUACGCCAACCACUUCUACCACACGGACUGGAGACGGGAUGGGGUGAUAGCUGUAAAUAAAGAAACAGGCUCCUUCACUGAUGAGUAUCUUCCAGAGCAGCGAUCCCACCUCUAUGGAAUCACAGCAGUGUAUCCCUACUGCCCUGGAGCCAGGAAAUAGGAACUCCAUUUUCAAGGAAACAACCGUCUUUGCACCCAGAGGAGUUUCAGACCCAGAGAACUGUCGCUGCAUACAAGGGGGGAAAAGUCCCUCACCGAGGCCAAUGAAGUGCCCUGCUUUCCUGCAAAAGAUUUUCAAGUAUUUUUUUGUAGUUAUACCUCAAGACUUUACUACUGUAUUUUUUUACCAAGUGGAAAAUGUUGAGAUA